UAUUUAUAUAUUAUCAGUUCCUAGUCAAUCCCAUGUAAUUCGCCCCCUUCAACCUCGAAAAACCUCUUCUCCCGCCACUGAGCGGCCGUGAUUCACCGUCGGCGAUUGACACGACGCUCUACGCCCUCUCUCUUGGCAGCAAAAUCACAUCUUUCAACUGGGAAACCUUCUGGCUUUUACCGCUGCUGACAUUCAUGCCCAAAUUAUGUUCGACACAAUGCUUGAGAGAAAAGAUGUUGCUUGCUAUCGAAAAACAGAAUCUAUGUGGAAACUUAAUAAUCAGCAAAGUCACAUCUUUCAAUUGUAAAUCAUAUUUUUUAACUGCGAGAACGUGAAGGUGGUGGAGUGUGGAUUCAUGCACAAACCGUGUUCAACAAAUGGCCCGACUGAAAUGCCGGUGCUUGCUAUCCAAAAACACAUAAUCAGAUUUUUCAGUGUUUCCGUGGAUGCAGGUAAACUCGAGAGAAUCCAAACUAGUAUGUGUUUGUCUAUAGUUGUAGUAACAUUUUCAAUUUCGUUGUACCGUCCAGUAUGUUAAUGCUCUUUAUUCCUUACUCUCAUGUGGAGUAUGUGUUUAUUCUCUUUACCUUCAUGUGUAUCUAAGGUAUAUAUUUGUUUGAAUUUUACAUUAUAUAUAGUGGUUUAAGCAUGGCCUGUUACACAUUACACUCCACAUCUCACAUUCUAUUUUUUUCUCUGAUUACAUAAUACAGAUUUUGCUCUGUUUCGUGGUCAUGGAGAAGAAGGUUAUCGACUGGGUCAACCACGAACAUCCUUUGAUUCUCACUGAAAAUGUGAGUAAAGACGAGACUUCUAAUUGUUAUGGGUGUGGUAAUCCCGUAACUGAUUUGGAAGUGGCAUAUGUUUGCACGGUGCAAAAUUGUUCGAAUAAGAUUAUUCUCCACAAGAAAUGUGGAGAAUUACCUAGUCAAAUUUUGCACCCUAAACAUCCUCAACAUCCCCUUCAUCUAUUUGAUUACCACGAGUCAUGCCUUUCCUGGUGUGAUAUUUGUUUGUGUGAUUUUGGUAAGGUGCUUGUCUACCGAUGUUCAAGUUGUGAAUUCGAUGUUGACUUAACAUGCGGAAGAAAAAGUGUUGAUGAUAUAUUAAGGGGGGCAAUACAAGUAGAACACCCUAGUCACCCUGAUCACCCUUUGACAUUAAUGAGAAAGCCAUUAUUUUCAUUUUGUUGUGAUGGUUGUGGUGUUAACGAUGUGGACAUGGCUUAUAUAUGCUCAACAUGUGAAUUUAUGGUACACAAAACUUGUGCAUUGUUGCCCCUCAUCCUCCCCAUAAAUCUCCGAUACCACCACCACCAUCUUUCUCUUGCCUUCAGUUUACCUAUGAAACAUCACCAAUAUAUAUUCUAUUGUGAUGUCUGUCUUGGGAAAUUAGAUAGAACAAAGUGGAUGUAUUAUUGUGGUGAUUGCAGAUUCUUCGCGCAUAUCAGGUGUGUUGCAUCCACGACAGCUGAGACAGCAGAGCAAGACUCAAACUCAGACGGUGAUGAUAAAGAUGGUUUGAAUGUGAUUGAAUUCCCUCUACAUGCACAUGACAUAUCGAAGGAGUUAAUCACGCCUUUUGUGAUGAGAGAAAAAGGUCUUAACAACAUCCCGGAUGUAGCAGACAUGCCAGCAGAAGUGUAUAUGCCACAAACCACCGCAAGUUUUUCAUUUCUAUUCAACUAUCACAAUCAUCCUUUGCGUUUGGUUUCGGAAUUGUCCAAGAAAGACGAUGAAGUUGAUCGCUACAAAGUGAUGGAUGAGAGAGAUGAAGAUGAUGAAUAUGAUGCGUUGAAGGUAUGUGAUGUGUGUGUAACACCCAUACAUUCUUCUCCAUAUUACGGGUGUGCUCCUUGCAAAUAUUUUGUACACUCCAUUUGCUCCAUGUUUCCGAAAACUUUAUCAUCAUCUUCUUCUUCGUCUGGCCUGUAUGGUGAUUGCCCAAAAACACAUGAUAAAAACCAUAAACUCACACUCUUCACAAGCUCAAGAUCUAUAGAUAUGGAUCCAGAUGUUUAUAGGUGUGAGGCUUGUGGUAUUAUAACAAACGGGAUGGUGUACGUGUGUGAAGGGUGCGAGAUGAAGAUAGAUGUCAAGUGCGCUUCUCUACCGACAACUAUCAGACACGCAUCUCACCCACAUCGCACACCGCUAAUCUUGACUAGAAUACCAGAUAAAGAAGCUGGCAAACCGAAACGUUGUCAUGGCUGCCAAUAUUUGAUGAACGACUGUAUUGCAUAUUGCUGUAGCGGCAAUGACUGUAACUUUGCGUUGGACUUGAGAUGUGCUAUGCUGCCUGCGAGCGUAACGAUGCGUGAGUGGGACAAGCACCAUUCAUUGAUGUUGUCAUUUGAUGCCUCUCUCGACCAUCCCUCCGACUUUAUUUGUGAUUUUUGUGAGGUAAAAAUUAUUCCAAAGUGGUGGAUGUAUCACUGUCGCCAAUGCGACCUUUCUUUCCACCUGUUUUGUCUAAAAGCUGCAUCUGGCUGGUAUAGAAACAUCAAAUUUGGGCGCCGAUUUGUGUUGGACGGGAUUCACCCGAAUCAUCCUCUCACACUCAAUCACAACACUAUCAAGAGAAGAUGCAGCCUUUGUCGUGUGGUUCGGUAUAACCACGGUGGGUUAGAAUGUGCCUCGUGUUACUAUGUUGUGUGCAUGGAUUGUGGUUUGACAGAGUUAGCUAAAAUGAUGAAACUUGCAACUUAAUCGGACAACAUCUAUUUGCUGAGAGUGUUUAUUACAUCUUGUAUUUUUUAUAUAUCAGAAUCGAGAUGUAAAUCUCGUUAGUAUAGAUUCACAGUUCUUGUUAGAGUGUGUUUUCGUGUUUUCUUUCCUUAGCUUGUAUACUCUCUCCACUUUUGGUUUAUCAUAAUUUUUGUUUUACUC
Molecule: messenger RNA, 2888 nt
Organism: Salvia splendens (bonfire salvia)
Lineage: Eukaryota; Viridiplantae; Streptophyta; Magnoliopsida; Lamiales; Lamiaceae
Exons: 5
Coding region: 735-2708 (657 amino acids)
Source: RefSeq, a predicted model, not a curated record